UUUACUGUCAGCUGACGCUUGACUUGUCCAGACACGCGUGGACAUCGCGGUUUGUUUACGUCGCUACAAGAUACAAAAUAACCGGGAAAGUUGGCCAGGAUGUCUCAGAUGAGGAUCACCGACACGUUUCAGAAGGUGAAGAGACCAGGGAGGACACAGAAACAGGGAAAAUUGGCGCAGAUAGCCUCAAAAUCUGUAGAAGCCCCUGCCCAGAGUACCAGUGAUGCAGCAGAGCUCCAGAGACAGACAGACAUCACACUCCUCAAACAGUUCGACCUCAACCCUGACUUUGGGCCCUGCAUAGGUAUAACUAGACUGGAGCGGUGGGAGCGUGCUGAGAAGUUUGGGCAGACUCCACCUGUUGACAUUCGAGACUUGAUUGUACAGCACACAGGAGACGAGGAAUACACACACUGCCUGUGGAAUGACUACAAGCAGAUGUUGUGAGGUAUGGCUGGAGGGAGAUCCAACCCACAGAGGGCUGGGACCGAGGUUGAUGCAGAAUACACAGUGCUUUAUUUUUUAUCCAUGUCAUGAUCAUACUCACCAAAGAAACCACACAUUAUAAUGCAAAAUGUGCUAGAAAUUGAGAAAAUUUAGUAUCCCUAAACAAGAAAAUUUGUAAAGACGUCAAUUCCAAUGUCUGAAUCCCGCAUUCAAAUUUUUGAAAGCGGCACACAGAAAACACAUUCAAAUUAUUCUUUGGAACUUUUGUAAGCCUGCAUGAUAUAACUGUAGAACCCCGUGUCAUAUGGGUAGUUAUCACACGGGCCAGAACAUCCAUAUCAAACGUUAUCACAGCCCAGGUAUGACAUAAAACAAAGUUCAUGUAGGUGUUGUAAUAUCACAGAUAGGUAUAAAUGAUACAUGUACAAACAGUCAUGUACUUUUAAUGGCAUUAUAUGCAAAAAGAUGUCUUCAAAAGGUUAAGGUGAGAAAACUCUGCAAAAAUAGAAAUACAGACAAGUCAAUUCAUUGAAUUAUCAGAAGAACCCUCUUUAUUUAGUCACCAUUGUAAAAGUUGUAUAAGAUGCAAAAAAAAUCAUGCAAUAUUACAAAGAUAAAGAACUAUUCUUGACAAAGGUUACAUAGUAUUGCCUUGGUUGGUAUUACACGUACAUUUAAAAGUGGUUGUGGAUUUUAUAUUACAGUAGUGGUGAAGUAGUAGUAGCAGUAGUAGUAGUACAUUGUAGUUCAUAGCAACUACAACAACUAUAUUGUACGUACAUGUAUACAUGCACUAGUUUGGUAAAUGUAGGGUAUAUCUACAUUUUGGGUUUUAGUUUUUACAUGUAAAUGUAAAUGUAAUGGAGGCUGGAAAAUAUUUUUUUUGAUUAAGCUUUUUUUUUUAUUUCAACUUCUUGGUUAAAACUGAAUCAGCAUCAGAACACUUUUUAGGGACAGCUGAGAUUUUUAUUUUGACAGAUCGUUUUAUUCCUUCUUUAUUGAAAUAUUACAAAUUAUAUGUAUCAUGGGUUUUUUCUGAAGGUCUUGUGUAGUAUUAUAAUAUUUUGUUGAUACAUGUAAAUGUAUUCUAACCUCUGUUCCAAGUAUGGAAAGUGCGCAGGUUGACAUAUAUAGUAUCACUGCAAGUUCUCUUCUUGAAUGAAAAAACACUUAUUAUAUUAUAAUUAUUACAUUGUUAGUUCCUGUUUUACACUAUGAUGUUAAAGUAGACCAACAUUCCCCUGCCAUAUACAUGCACAUGUGGUCAAUGUGUUAACCACACUCUAUCUGGA
Messenger RNA from Branchiostoma belcheri (Belcher's lancelet), 1739 nucleotides. Its product is annotated as DNA polymerase delta subunit 4-like. The record is from RefSeq and is a predicted model, not a curated record. Gene Ontology annotation, biological process: DNA-templated DNA replication; DNA synthesis involved in DNA repair. Bases 100 to 447 code for a protein of 115 amino acids. Gene Ontology annotation, cellular component: delta DNA polymerase complex. The transcript has 4 exons. Lineage: Eukaryota; Metazoa; Chordata; Leptocardii; Amphioxiformes; Branchiostomatidae. Gene Ontology annotation, molecular function: DNA-directed DNA polymerase activity.